AGUAUCUGUUACUAUGUUGGCGGAGCUGCUGCUCUUGAUAGCAGUCCAGUCAAUCUGGGCUUCAGAUCAAAGCUGGGUAAAAGUUGAACAAGGAGUAGAAUUCGAGCACAAUUUAGAUGUGGCCCCUAUAGAGAUCAAAUCUAAUGAGGAGUCAGUGACAACAAGUGAACAGAAGUAUCUUUGGCUCCAAGGGAAAGUCGGAGACAUUGUUAAUGGAUUCUCGACAGCAAUAUUAGUACCAAAUUACCAUCUCUGGCUAGGAAAUUGCAAUAACAAUAAUAAAGCAGUCUUUAACCCUCCACCUCAAGGAAAUGAGAUUAUUUGGACAAUCUUCAAAACAAAGACGAAGAUGGUUAUCGAAUGUAAUGGAGUUUUUUGUAACGAGUACACUUAUAAUAGUGAGUCAGUUUCUGAUGAUGCCAGAUGCAAAGUUUCCACCAAACCGACUGACACACUUCACUUUGUUAAGUUCGAUGCUCAAGUGGCAACUGAGUAUAGAAUAACAGACUGGAGAGCUCCAACUUUGGAGAAAAAUAUUGAGCACGACAUAGAGACGACCCCGCUCCAAAUCCGAACAUGGGCUGACAAUGACGGAUCUCAGUUGUGGAUUAAGUUCUUGAACGCCCAAUCGAAAUUUGUCUUCUCAAUGAACUUUAAGUUUGACAACGUCUACAACGUAUGGAUUUCUGCAAACUGCAAUAACGGGAAUGACGCCACUUUGAUGAAAAACGUCCCAACGGAUCACUACAAAACAUGGAUAGUAUACAAAUCAUCCACUGAAAUGAAGAUAGAAUGUAACGAUGUGGAGGUUUGGAGCAUCGUGUAUAGCUCCAUAUCUCAAGGGUGUCACAACCAGUUAAGUAAGGAUUCCUCCAAACUAUUUUUCAACGAAGUUAACAAUCGUGACCCACCCUCCCCCACUAUCUUCUACCGACCUUCAGAAAUUUGCCAGUCUCCAACGAUUGACAAUGCAGUUAUCACACCACGAUUUCCUUCAACCCGUGGAAAAAUUAUCACAAUAAAGUGUGAGUCUGGUUACGAACUAAGGGGACCUGCUCAUUUCACAUGUGAAACAGGGAACGUUUGGGAGCCCAGUGAUUAUAACGCAUCUACUUGUGAUGCGUGUCCAGCUGGGGAAUAUAGAGACACAAGCGUGACAAUUUGUAAAACGUGUCCGGUCAACACAGUGAGCAAAACAGAAGGUGCAAGUGAAUGUGAACCCUGCGAAGUUGGGACGGUAGCCAACGCGGAUAGAACAAAUUGUGAUGCGUGUCCAGCUGGGGAAUAUAGAGACACAAGCAUGAAAAUCUGUAAAACGUGUCCGGUCAACACAGUGAGCAAAACAGAAGGUGCAAGUGAAUGUGAAUCCUGCGAAGUUGGGACGGUAGCCAACGCGGAUAGAACAAAUUGUGAUGCGUGUCCAGCUGGGGAAUAUAGAGACACAAGCAUGAAAAUCUGUAAAACGUGUCCGGUCAACACAGUGAGCAAAACAGAAGGUGCAAGUGAAUGUGAAUCCUGCGAAGUUGGGACGGUAGCCAACGCGGAUAGAACAAAUUGUGAUGCGUGUCCAGCUGGGGAAUAUAGAGACACAAGAGUGACAAUCUGUAAAACGUGUCCGGUCAACACAGUGAGCAAAACAGAAGGUGCAAGUGAAUGUGAACCCUGCGAAGUUGGGACGGUAGCCAACGCGGAUAGAACAAAUUGUGAUGCGUGUCCAGCUGGGAAAUAUAGAGACACAAGCGUGACAAUCUGUAAAACGUGUCCGGUCAACACAGUGAGCAAAACAGAAGGUGCAAGUGAAUGUGAGCUCUGCGAAGUUGGGACGGUAGCCAACGCGGAUAGAACAAAUUGUGAUGCGUGUCCAGCUGGGGAAUAUAGAGACACAAGCAUGACAAUCUGUAAAACGUGUCCGGUCAACACAGUGAGCAAAACAGAAGGUGCAAGUGAAUGUGAAUCCUGCGAAGUUGGGACGGUAUCCAAUUCAGACAAAACUAGUUGUGAUUCCCUGAUGCAGGACUGGAAGAUAAUUAUUGCAGAAAUGUAG
Molecule: messenger RNA, 2044 nt
Organism: Bolinopsis microptera
Lineage: Eukaryota; Metazoa; Ctenophora; Tentaculata; Lobata; Bolinopsidae
Exons: 11
Coding region: 14-2044 (676 amino acids)
Source: RefSeq, a predicted model, not a curated record